UCGAACUAGUACUACUAGAUUCCCAAUUUUCUCUUUCACGCUACUUCACUUCGCCGGCAAAACCCCAGUCUUCCAACUUCCACACUAAUAAAAACCCAGAUUCUCUCUCCUCCAUUUUCAUCUUCAUCCUCAAGCAUAACCAUGGAAGACGUAUGCGAAGGAAAAGACUUCUCAUUUCCAAAAGAAGAAGAAAAAAUCCUUGAAUUCUGGGACAAAAUCAAAGCAUUUGAAACCCAAUUACAAAAAACCUCAAAAAACCCAGAAUACAUCUUCUAUGAUGGCCCCCCUUUUGCAACUGGUCUCCCUCAUUACGGUCAUCUUUUAGCAGGCACCAUUAAAGACAUUGUAACUAGGUAUAAAUCAAUGACGGGUCAUCAUGUAACGCGUCGUUUUGGGUGGGAUUGUCAUGGAGUUCCUGUUGAACAUGAAAUUGAUUCCAUGUUAGGGAUUAAGACUAGGUCUGAUGUUCUUCAAAUGGGAAUUGAUAAAUAUAAUGAACAGUGUAGAGGAAUUGUUACUAGAUAUGUUAAUGAAUGGGAGCAGAUUGUUAGGAGAGCUGGUAGAUGGAUUGAUUUUCAGAAUGGUUAUAAAACUAUGGAUUUGAAUUUUAUGGAGUCCAUUUGGUGGGUUUUUUCUCAGUUGCAUCAGAAAGAUCUUGUUUAUCGUGGCUUUAAGGUUAUGCCUUACAGUACUGGUCUGAAGACACCUCUAUCAAACUUUGAGGCCAAUGCAAACUAUAAGGAAGUACCUGAUCCUGAGAUUCUCGUCACUUUUCCCAUUGUGGGUGAUUCUCAUAAUGCAUCCCUUGUUGCAUGGACUACAACUCCGUGGACACUUCCAAGUAACCUUGCAUUGUGUGUUAAUGCGAAUUUUGUCUACGUUAAGGUGAGAAGCAAAGCAACUGGAGUGACUUAUGUGGUCGCAGAGUCUCGUAUGUCUCAGCUUCCGAGAGAGAAAGUAAAAGUUGAUAAAUCUCCAAAUGUGUCAGUUGGUGAUGCCAAGAAUUCCAAGUCUAAGAAUAAGGGUACUGCAUCUGAGAAAGCUUCUGUGGAUGAUAGUUCAUACGAGGUGUUAGAGAAGUUUCCAGGCGCUUCAUUGGUGGGGCUGAAGUACAUACCUUUGUUUGACUACUUCAAGGAGUUUUCUGAUGUGGCUUUCAAGGUUGUGGCAGACAAUUAUGUGACAGAUGAUAGUGGAACUGGAGUUGUACACUGUGCUCCAGCAUUUGGAGAGGAUGAUUACCGUGUUUGCCUCGAAAACAAAAUAAUUGAACUGGGGCCGGACUUGGUUGUAGCUGUUGAUGAAGAUGGGCGUUUCAUUGAAAAAGUUUCUGACUUUAAAGGGCUCUACGUGAAGGAUGCUGAUAAAGAAAUUAUAAAUGCAGUAAAGCAAAGAGGUAGACUCCUGAAACAAGGAAGUUUUACCCACUCUUAUCCCUUCUGUUGGAGAUCUGAAACUCCUCUCAUUUAUAGAGCCGUUCCCAGUUGGUUUAUAAGAGUGGAAAAGAUUAAGGACCAAUUGCUUGAGAACAAUAAGAAGACCUAUUGGGUUCCUGAUUUUGUCAAGGAGAAACGUUUCCACAAUUGGCUAGAAAAUGCUAGAGAUUGGGCAGUGAGUAGAAGCAGAUUUUGGGGGACACCUCUUCCUAUUUGGAUAAGUGAGGAUGGAAAGGAAAUGAGAUUCAUUUCGUCCAUUGAGGAACUUGAAAGGGAAUCAGGGGAAAAGGUUACUGAUUUGCAUCGCCACUUCAUUGAUCACAUUACUAUUCCAUCCAAGGACGGGAAGGGUGUUCUUCGACGUGUCGAUGAUGUUUUUGAUUGCUGGUUCGAAAGUGGCGCUAUGCCUUAUGCAUAUAUUCAUUAUCCAUUUGAAAAUCGUGAGCUAUUUGAAAAAAAUUUUCCUGGGCAUUUUGUGGCUGAAGGACUGGAUCAAACUCGUGGAUGGUUUUACACAUUGAUGGUGCUCUCCACUGCAUUAUUUGGUAAGCCUGCUUUUAGAAAUCUUAUCUGCAACGGACUUGUCCUUGCUGAAGAUGGAAAAAAGAUGAGUAAACGACUCAAGAACUACCCUGCACCAUCAGAAAUUCUUGAUGAGUAUGGAGCAGAUGCGUUGCGGUUGUAUAUUGUAAACUCGCCAGUAGUCCGUGCAGAGCCUUUACGUUUCAAAAAAGAUGGAGUGUUUGGUAUGAUUAGGGAUGUCUUCCUCCCGUGGUACAAUGCAUAUAGAUUCCUUGUUCAGAAUGCAAAGAGACUUGAAAUUGAAGGCUUUGGAACUUUCAUUCCUAUUGAUCGGAGUGCUCUGAAGAACUCUUCCAAUGUCCUUGACCAGUGGAUCAAUUCCGCCACCCAACACCUGGUUCAUUUUGUUCGACAAGAAAUGGAAGCAUACAGAUUGUAUACGGUGGUGCCUCAGCUUCUGAAAUUUCUUGAUGAUCUAACAAACAUCUAUGUAAGGUUCAACCGUAAACGGCUUAAAGGUCGUACAGGAGAAGAAGACUGCAAAAUUGCACUGUCUACUCUUUACCAUGUACUGCUAACUUCAUGUGUGGCCAUGGCUCCUUUGACUCCAUUUUUUACUGAAGUUCUAUACCAAAACUUGAGAAAAGUUUGUGAUGGAUCCGAAGAGAGUAUUCAUUAUUGCAGCUUCCCUGAAGAAGAAGGAAAGGGAGAAGAGCGCAUUGUACAAAGUGUUUCAAGGAUGACAAAGAUCAUUGAUCUUGCGCGUAAUAUCCGUGAGCGCCACAACAAGCCACUAAAGACACCCCUCAGGGAAAUGGUGGUGGUACAUCCUGACAAAAAUUUCCUUGACGAUAUUUCUGGAAAACUAAGAGAGUAUGUUCUGGAAGAGCUUAACAUAAGAUCUCUUGUUCCCUGUGACGAUCCGUUGAGAUAUGCUUCUCUUCGUGCUGAGCCUGAUUUUAGUGUGCUUGGCAAGAGGCUUGGCAAAUCUAUGGGAGUUGUUGCAAAGGAAGUCAAGGCGAUGUCCCAAAAAGAUAUACUAGCAUUUGAAGAAGCUGGAGAAGUGACCAUAGCUGGCCACAGCUUAAAGCUUGGUGACAUUAAGGUUUUGAGAGAUUUCAAACGUCCUGAUAACACAACAGAAACAGAUAUUGAUGCAGCUGGAGAUGGUGAUGUUUUGGUCAUUCUUGACCUACAUCCUGAUGAAUCAUUGUUUGAGGCUGGAGUUGCUCGUGAGGUUGUCAAUCGGAUCCAGAAGUUGCGGAAAAAAGCAAGUCUUGAACCGACUGAUGUUGUUGAAGUGUACUUCGGUCCAUCAAGUAAAGAUGCACCAACAUUGAAGCAGGUCGUGAGUUCACAGGAACAGUACAUAAGGGAGGCUAUUAGCUCUCCUUUAUUGCUCAGAGACCUAAUGCCAUCUUGUGCAGUUAUUCUCAGUGAAGAAAACUUCGAUGGCGUUUAUAGUAUGUCGUUCACUAUCAGUCUGUCGAGGCCAACAUUGAUGUUCAAUGAUGAAGCUCUUCUGGAUUUAUACGAAGGAAACACAAUCUUCGCACAAGGUUUACAGGUUUACUUUAGAUCAAGAGAUUCUAACAACUUAAAGUCGGAAUUUCAUGCCGGACAUGGCAAGAUUAGAGUUGACUGCAUCAAAGAUCAGCCACCAGUAGACGUAGUGUUGGGUCAACAUCUAUUUCUUAGUGUUGGAGAUCAUUAUUUGAGCACAAAGUCUAACUGAGAGAUGAACCAACUUUUCCCUAUUUUUUUUGGUAACUUUAUAUUCUUUCUUUGUUUUCAUUUUUGCCCGUAUAAUUUCUGAUCAUGGUUAAGGGUUGUAUGCCAAACUGUUGUCGAUUUUGUAAAAACGUUCACCUAAUUUAAGAAAACGAUUUUCAAGUACA
Molecule: messenger RNA, 3856 nt
Organism: Beta vulgaris subsp. vulgaris (sugar beet)
Lineage: Eukaryota; Viridiplantae; Streptophyta; Magnoliopsida; Caryophyllales; Amaranthaceae
Product: isoleucine--tRNA ligase, cytoplasmic
Exons: 27
Coding region: 142-3693 (1183 amino acids)
Biological process (GO): isoleucyl-tRNA aminoacylation
Molecular function (GO): isoleucine-tRNA ligase activity; aminoacyl-tRNA deacylase activity; ATP binding
Source: RefSeq, a predicted model, not a curated record